Messenger RNA from Carcharodon carcharias (great white shark), 1782 nucleotides. RefSeq names its product zinc finger protein 229-like. Gene Ontology annotation, cellular component: nucleus. The record is from RefSeq and is a predicted model, not a curated record. The transcript is spliced from 2 exons. The coding region runs from base 560 to 1654 and encodes 364 amino acids. NCBI's taxonomy places the organism in Eukaryota, Metazoa, Chordata, Chondrichthyes, Lamniformes, Lamnidae. Gene Ontology annotation, molecular function: RNA polymerase II cis-regulatory region sequence-specific DNA binding; DNA-binding transcription activator activity, RNA polymerase II-specific. Gene Ontology annotation, biological process: regulation of transcription by RNA polymerase II.
CGAGAAGCCGCUCGGAGAACACGGGAGAGGGGAAGCUGCGCAUGUGCGGGAGAGAGCCGCCCCUUCCCGUAAUGCUGAGGGAUUGACCAAUAGGAAGAGUGGGAGGACCGGAAGGCCUCUGGUCCUCCAGCCAAUUAGAGCGUGGGCUUUGUGUGAAUGAAGAUUGAGCUUCACACAGACUAAAACUUCCUCCUGUGUCCAACAUCUGGGGGAGGAUUUACAAGCAGAAAUCUGAAAUCAAACAUCACAUCAAGACCUGGCAGAGUCACUCAAUUCAUGGGAACUGAAUAUGAUCAAUCUUUGAAUCUAGACUGAGAGAUCUUUGUCUGUUCUGUGUGCUUCAGAGGAUUUUAAACGUCAGUGCAACUGGAAAAAGCACCGAGACACGCUCACUUGAGUGAAAGUGUUUCCAGUGCACUAACUGUGGAAAGAGCUUUAACCAAUUACACAGCCUGAAAAACAUCAGACCAUUCACAGCAGAGAGAAACUGUUCAAGUGUUCUGUGUGGACACGCUACAGCUGAUUAUCAAACCUGAAGAGUCACGAGGACAUCCACACCAUGGAUAAACCAUGGAAAUGUGAGGACUGUGGGAAGGGAUUUCAGUUUCCAUCUGAGCUGGAAACUCAUCGACGCAGUCACACUGGGGAGAGGCCAUUCACCUGCUCAGAAUGCGGGAAGGGAUUCAGUGGUUCUUCUCACCUGCAGAGGCACCAGCGAGUUCACACCAGGGAGACACCAUUCACCUGCUCGGAGUGUGGGAAGGCAUUCAGUGAUUCAUCCCACCUGCAAACACACCAGCGAGCUCACACGAGGGAGAGGCCGUUCACCUGUCCUGAUUGCGGGAAGGGAUUCAUUCAUUUAUUCCACAUGCGGAGGCAUCAGCAAGUUCACACCAGGGAGAAGCUGUUCACCUGCUCUGAGUGUGGGAAGGGAUUCAGUGAUUCAUCCGCACUGCGGGGGCACCAGCGAGUUCACUUUGGGGAGAGACCCUACAUCUGCUCAGAGUGUGGGAAGGGAUUCACUCGGUUAUCUAGCCUGCAGAUCCACCAGCGAGUUCACACUGGGGAGAGGCCGUUCACCUGCACGGAGUGUGGGAUGGGGUUCACUCAGUUAUCCAGCCUGCUGAGACACCAUGUCACGCACACAAAUGAGAGAGCUUUUAAAUGCUCCGACUGUGGGAGUGGCUUCAAAAGCUCUCAGGUGCUGAUGGCCCACCAGCGCAUUCACACUGAGGAGAGACCUUUCUGCUGCUCUCACUGCGCAAAGAGGUUUAGAACGUCAUCCGACUUGCUGAGACACCAGCGAGUUCACACCGGGGAGAGGCCGUUCACCUGCUCUGUGUGUGGGAAGAGAUUCAGUCAUUCUUCCAACCUGCUGGCACACCAGCGGGUUCACACCGGAAAGUGGCCAUUCAUGUGCUCCAUGUGUGGGAAGGGAUUCAGUCAUUCAUCCACCCUGUUGACACACCAGCGCGUUCACACUGGGGAGAGGCCGUUCACCUGCUCCGAGUGUGGGAAGGGAUUCACUCAGUCAUCCCACCUGCAGACACACAAGCGGGUUCACACUGGAGAGAGGCCAUUCGCCUGCUCCGUGUGUGGGAAGGAAUUCACUCAUUUAUCCUGCCUGCGGAGACACCAGCGAGUUCACAAGUGAUUCCAGGUGUUGGAUUUUGCUGUCAUUGCUGCUGUUAAUCACAUCCAGGACUGAACCAUGUUCAUUCUGACACUGGGUGAAGUGGGAGGGUCGGAGGGUUUCUUUCUGCUGGACUGGCCGGUCUCACG